GGGGCUCCUUUCUCCCCCUCCCCGGCCCCGGCAAUGGUAUGAGCAGCGGGGAGGGCUCUCAGCUGCCGGAUUCAGCGCUGCUGCUAUCAGUGACUUCGCUGCUCCCUAGAGUAGAGGAGAGGCGCUGGCUCGGAGGGGCGGCAGUAGCCAGGGCUGCUACUGCUACUGCUUUUCUGUGUGUGUGCUGGGCUGGUUUUCACUUUUUCCUCCUCCCCUUUCUCGCUCACUUCUUCUUCUUUGACAUUUUUACCUCUGACAUUUUCUUGCUUGGUCAGAGCUGAUUCCAUAAAGGGAUAUUGUGCCUGUUCCUGGACUGGUGACAGGAAGGAUUAACCAACACAGACCCCAAACACCAUUCCCGGUGUUCAAGAUGUCAUUGAAGGUGCAGACAAGCAACAUCACAAACAAGAACGACCCCAAGUCCAUCAACUCCAGAGUCUUCAUUGGGAAUCUCAACACAGCCGUGGUGAAGAAAUCAGAUGUGGAGACCAUUUUCUCCAAGUAUGGCAGAGUGGUGGGCUGCUCCGUUCACAAGGGCUAUGCGUUCGUACAGUACUCGAAUGAGAGGCAUGCACGGGCCGCUGUCCUGGGGGAGAACGGACGAAUACUUGCUGGGCAGACGCUGGAUAUCAACAUGGCAGGAGAACCUAAACCCAACAGACCCAAAGGGCUGAAGAGAGCAACCUCCGCCUUAUAUAGUGGCUACGACUUUGACUAUGACUACUACAGAGAUGACUUCUACGACAGACUUUUUGAGUAUCGAGGCCGGGUCUCUCCUGUCCCCAGGGUGGUUCCUGUGAAGCGUCCCCGGGUGACCAUCCCCUUAGUCCGACGUGUAAAAGCAACGCUCCCUGUCAAACUUUUCGCCAGAUCGGCUGCCAUUGCAAACAGCUCUGCCAAAUUAAAAUUGAAAUGCAAUGAGCUGCAGACAAUUAAAACCGAGCUGACACAGAUCAAAUCCAACAUUGAUGCUCUUUUGGGCAGAUUGGAGCAGAUUGCUGAAGAACAGAAAUCAUCCACAGAGAUACGAAAGAAGGCAGAUGGGAACAAAAGCGAGAUCUCCCAGGACGACACAGCAUCAGAGGCAGAAAUCACCACGGAGGAGCCGCUGAACGGGGAGGAGGGAGAAGAGGAGGGACUCACGCGAGAUGACUGUGAAGACGAACUGCACGUUCAGAGCAGUGAUGAACAUCAGUGUAAGGAGAGCACGAGGUUAUAUCCUGGACUGGCAUGCUGAGCCGGACAAGCAUAAAAUGCAGGGCUGCUGUCAUCUCUGCCUGGCAUUCCAAAGGAGAAACAUGAACUGACAUCUUCAACCCAUCUAUAAAGCAAAAACGAAAACCAGUCAUCCAAGUGGAUCCCUGUUCCUCAGAGACCUGCUGCCGGCCUGGGCAGUGGACAAACACAUGCUCCAUGACCGUCACUGACCACACUCUGGGAUGGAGGUUGUAUUAUAAAAUGAAUCGGGGACAUUUUAGAGCUGUCCUUAGGGGCGGGAAGAGAUAGCUAGUCGUAAUCCAAUAAAGAAUUUAGUUCCUGAGGUAGGAGGGGGCCGGCGUUUUUGUUAAUUGCGGAAAUGAGUAUGUUGGUCUGGACAAUUUGUAGUUUCACACAUAUGAUCCUGUUCAUGAAUGGGGCAGAGGGACCCCUUUCCUCCCCAGACCGAUCACCUCGUUCUGAGUCCUUUUCAUCCCAUGAGCCACCUUGGAUGCACAGUCACCUCCGAGUAUAAGGGAAUCGGUAGCAUGCCUCUUGUCGCACGCUGGGCUCCUUGGACCAGCAUGUCAGCACAAAGAGAGAGAAGGAAGCCAUCGACAGGAAAAUAAGUGGGCCAGAGCAGCAGAAACAAAGCACCUUUAGUCUUCAGAGGUCUGGUUUCUUAGCCAUCUGGCUGACAAUGCGUAACUAAAGGGUAAACAGGCAAACAGUCACUGUGGACUAAGGGGGUGUGGGUGAAAGUGGACCCAGGUGGUUAGCGUGAGACCCUUUUAUUGGACAAUCAAACAGUUCAGACUGAGGGGUGCAAUGCCACCUCUUCCCCUCCGGCCCAGCACCCGCGCAUGGUUCAGCAGGCAACUCAAUCCCCGAUAGCAGCAUGGUCAUGCACAAUCCCUCGCGCCAGCCCCCUUUUGGGCCUUCAAGGUCUGGCUGGGAGGUGGUGCUGGCGGAAUGAGCUGGUCCCUGCACCAGACCCCGCAGGCUGCUCUCCACAUCGCUGUGUAUUGCAAUGGGGCUGGGGGUGCAGUAACUCGCCUGAGCGUAAAAGGCUUGUGAGGGUUAGUGUCCAGCAUGCUGGGCCUGAGGGAAUUAGAGCAUCCGCUUUCCUCCCCACCCCGAAUUCACACUGCCCUUAGCCCACUCACAGCCCAGAAGACAAAGGUCAGCAGCAGACAUGGGUGGUUUCUUCAAAGGAAAGUCUGUAAAAGGACCCCCCACUUUUCCAUCUGUUGCAUGGUCAGAUUCCCUCUUUAUUGGGCCUAUUCUUAGUCUCUGGCUUCACAGGUUGAUGGGGCUGAGACUCAAUCUACACUGCCACACCAACUGGAGGCCCCCCUCACCCUCCCGAGUGCCGCCCAAGUCUUAACAAACUCCAAGAAACAGGAUGACACAAAGAACCACAGAGAGCUGCUCGAACAGUUUCCCAGCGGCCUCCUGGUUUCUGCUCCAGCACUCAAACCCAGGCCUCACACAGAGUCUUUAGGAGGGAGACAGAGUGGAAAGCAAACCAUGGCGCCAUGCUUCCCUCUCUGAAAGAGCCUGGCCUGCUCAUAAGCAUGGCUUUUGAAGCACAAUGUUUUACUUGCAUUUCUUCGUUGGAAAUAAUCAUGAGGGCUAAAAGGGACGAACAUCCUUUUCUUUUCCUUCUCCUCUUCCUUCCAUGUUUCAGUUCCAGUACCAUGUUUGUCCAUUGUGCUGUGCCGAGCCAUUGUAGCAUUGUUGUCUAGGCUUUGAGAGAUGAGCUGCAAUUUUUGCUAUGAACUGACCAUGAUGCUGAUAUGUGGGAAGAAGGUGGCCUUGUAUAUAAAAUCCUGUAUAAUAAAAAAGGGGAAAUUA
Molecule: messenger RNA, 3054 nt
Organism: Gopherus evgoodei (Goodes thornscrub tortoise)
Lineage: Eukaryota; Metazoa; Chordata; Testudines; Testudinidae
Gene: RALY
Product: RALY heterogeneous nuclear ribonucleoprotein
Exons: 9
Coding region: 371-1237 (288 amino acids)
Cellular component (GO): nucleus
Molecular function (GO): RNA binding
Source: RefSeq, a predicted model, not a curated record